AUGAAUCUUCCACGUAUAGCUUGCUUCCACGGGGGCGGAUCCAAUAGUGCUGUCUUCGCUGAACAAUGCAAACGCUUGCGACACCUCUUUGCUAAUGAGUACGACUUUGUCUUCUUUGACGCCCCAUACGAACGAGAAGCUGGACCGACAGUACUACCAUAUUUUGCUGAUUAUGCACCUUUCCGCACCUGGCUACAACCCGGUGGAGAUAUAGCGCAGGAAGAGGAAGGCCUCAGCCGUGUUCUGCAGCUUAUGGAUGCACACACGUUGAAGCGGGAACGGGAGCUACGGAAGCUGGGCCGAGACGACGCGCCAGGCAUGUGGAUAGGGGCGAUGGGCUUUAGCCAGGGCACUCGUAUGGUCAGCGGCUUGCUGCUGCGGCAGCAAAGGACUGGAUACGUGGACGGAGGACAGCGCCGACAGCGGCUGAUGAAUGACACAUCCAAUGUCGAUUUUCAAUUUGGCGUGCUUUGCAUGGGUAGCUCGAGUCCAAUGGGAGCUGGUCCUGUCCCACUCAGCUCGCAGAUAAGGGAAGUCGAGUCCACUGGCGACUCCGGGUGGAAGAUGCAUGACAUCGCGAUCCAGAUUCCCACCUUGCAUCUCCAUGGAUUGAGGGAUGACAUCUUGCCAAAAAGUCAGCAACAGCUGAACUCAUAUUUCGAUGGCAAGUCUGCUAUUCGCAUGGAGAUCAACUAUCACCAUGCGAUGCCGUGGUACACGGAGGAUCUAGUUGAAUUUGCCAAUAUGAUUAGGCAAACGCAUCAGCUAGCAACACGGAGGCUGGAUGAGUCUUGA
Alternaria atra is the source of this 795-nucleotide messenger RNA. RefSeq lists its product as uncharacterized. Gene Ontology annotation, cellular component: nucleus; cytoplasm. The coding region runs from base 1 to 795 and encodes 264 amino acids. Gene Ontology annotation, biological process: secondary metabolite biosynthetic process. The record is from RefSeq and is a predicted model, not a curated record. Lineage: Eukaryota; Fungi; Ascomycota; Dothideomycetes; Pleosporales; Pleosporaceae. The transcript is spliced from 2 exons.